This is a messenger RNA of Anoplopoma fimbria (sablefish), 406 nucleotides long. RefSeq names its product enoyl-CoA hydratase domain-containing protein 3, mitochondrial-like. Gene Ontology annotation, cellular component: mitochondrion. The annotation marks the transcript as partial. The record is from RefSeq and is a predicted model, not a curated record. Gene Ontology annotation, molecular function: hydro-lyase activity. The transcript has 3 exons. Lineage: Eukaryota; Metazoa; Chordata; Actinopteri; Perciformes; Anoplopomatidae.
CGCACCCGGAAGUAGGAGUGCAGAAGGUGAAGCAACGUAGAAACCAAACAUGGCUCGUCGUUUUCUCUGCAGAUCCGUCGGUGUGUUUCGGCUCAGCAGGACGUGUCCGCCGCUGACUGGACCUCGGUUCUGCUCCCAGACGGAACCGGAGCCUCUGACGGUGAAACUACAAAACAACGGAGUCAGGAGAAUAAUAUUGAACAACCCCAAGAAGAGGAAUGCUCUGUCUUUGUCCAUGCUGGAAUCCCUCAGAGAAAACAUCCUAACCGACGUCGACAGCGAUGAUCUCAGAGUUGUUAUCAUAUCAGCCAGAGGUCCUGUGUUUUCCUCUGGACACGACCUGAAGGAGCUGACGUCGGCUCAGGGCAGAGAAUAUCACACAAAGGUGUUUCACACCUGUUCAGAG